AUGAAUUCGACUGCAGUGCAAUUCAGUCCUGUCAAGGACGGACGCCAAAUCCUCGGCGAGAAGGAUACCAACGCGUGUCUAUCCCCCGCCCACACCAAAUCCUCAUUCCCUGCCAUUGGGACACCCGUGAAGCGGGCGUCAAUGGCAAUCUCGCCCCGAAAACUCCUCCCAUCUCCGAUAUUUGCAGGCCAGAAACGGACAAGAGAUCAGAUCGACGAGACAGAAGAGACCAUAGAGCCCAUUCACAUGCGGGAAAUCUCCCCGCAACCUGCCCAAUCCCUAGUACACGAUAUGCAAAACCAGCAGCAACACCACCAAACCUCCGACGUGACGAACACCCACAUCCCAACACCACAAAACUCACAGCCCGAAUAUGAGGAAGCACACGAUCAGACGGAACCCGAAGUCUUCCAUGCUCCCCGCACACCAGAACCAGAGACGCGUAGUGUGCCAGAGGGCUCUGACGCGCGCAAAAUGUUCAUUCAAGAAAAAGCAUCCCUCCUCCGUUCGAGGCUCCAAAGUGCAAUGCGCAACGUGACCGAUCACCAAUUCGACCGCCGGGUCUCGGAUCUAGAAGCCCAUAGCCGCAAAUGCCCACGACUCUCAUUCUCCGUUCUUGCCACGCCACCUCUCUCGUCUCGCAAACAAUUCACAACAUUCCCUUCCUCUCACUUGAAGACGCCUCGUAUUGGCACCACUGGCUUCAUCUCCACACCCCUCCACAGCACCCCCGAUCUCCCAGGUCGACCCUCGCCAUUGUCUUCCAGCAUUGUCCAACCCCGCACAAAGAAACACACACGGACCCCACCCAGGCAUCUGGGAUCUCCAAUGCAGCUCAGCAGCCCCCCAGCCACAGUCACCCGCCACGAUCAAGAAAGACAAAGCAUGGGACCCCGCGCUGAACUGAUGGACGGCUAUAUCUCGCCGUCACAGCGCGGGGACGCGGUUGACGGCCUCCUCAAGUUGAUGAGCACUGCAGGGAACCAGAGCUCAGAUGCCUGGACUGGAUGA
Molecule: messenger RNA, 1011 nt
Organism: Penicillium salamii
Lineage: Eukaryota; Fungi; Ascomycota; Eurotiomycetes; Eurotiales; Aspergillaceae
Source: the annotation of a GenBank genome assembly